Messenger RNA from Vespa mandarinia (Asian giant hornet), 1778 nucleotides. It is a transcript of the gene tank, whose product is annotated as EI24 domain-containing protein tank. The record is from RefSeq and is a predicted model, not a curated record. Gene Ontology annotation, cellular component: endoplasmic reticulum. NCBI's taxonomy places the organism in Eukaryota, Metazoa, Arthropoda, Insecta, Hymenoptera, Vespidae. Gene Ontology annotation, biological process: macroautophagy.
CUAAAACUUCGUUGUAGAUUGAUGCGUUGUUGCAAUUGUUCUUCGAAAAAAGUUCUUAUGCAAAUUUGUCACUUUUGAUCGGAAAGAUUGGUUAAGAGUGUACGUUCAUAAACGUCUUUAACGUCCGGUUAUGAUGGAAAUUCGUAAUACAUUUAUCGUUAAAAAGUCGAAUAAUUUAGUAUUCAUGUCAUUCGUCAGAUCGCUCUUUACACUUGGAGCAUAGAUUAAUCCAAACAUCAGCAUAAGAUAUGGAUAACGUGAUUGGGAUAAUACAUGCGAUCUGCAAAGGAUUUGCAGAUAGUUUAAAAGGUGCAAUUGUUCUCUUUUAUAUGGAUAAACAAAUUAAUGAUAAAUUGAGUAGUAGACCACCUUCAAGAACAGAAACACAUAAAAAAGAUGCUUCUGUACAUAGUCCUGCAAAGCAUUGUAAUCAACAAAGAGAGUCUAAAGUGUUAAAACGGACAAUUCAAUGUUGCGCCCUAAACGGUGGUGUUUUUUGGGCGAGUAUUUUAAUUUUUGAAUGCGGACUUCUUCCGUUCCUUAAGUACUUAUUGACAAUUAUAUUUGGUCAUUCGCCUGGUAUGGGGGUGACAGUAUGGUCUUGGACAAAACCAUUUUUGUCUCUUACUUUUGGAACUGUGUGGGUGUUACCACUUUUUUUACUCAGCCGCAUAGUCAACAGUUUAUGGUUUCAGGAUAUAGCAGAUAGUGCUUAUAGAUAUAGACAAGGAAGGCCAUUACUUCUAUCCAGUGUAAGCAAAUUGGUAGCAGAUACUCUUUUCAGUAUAUUAGUGCAAGCUCUCUUUUUGGGACAAGGAAUGCUAGUAUCCAAAGUACCAUUACCUCCGCUAGGUGAUAUACUUGCCCUUGUACAUAUGUGCCUUUUAUAUGCUCUUUAUGCCUUUGAAUACAAGUGGUUCAAUAUGGGAUGGGAAUUGCAUAGACGACUGACUUUUAUCGAAGGCAAUUGGCCAUAUUUUGUGGGCUUUGGGUUACCAUUAGCAGUACUUACUCAACUGCCUAAUUCAUAUGUGAUAAGUGGCUGUGUUUUUUCUAUAUUAUUUCCACUUUUUAUUGUAAGUGGAAAUGAAGCAGAACCUGUAACUGGAGUUUGUGAUUGUCCAUUAAAACUGUUCUCUCCAGUAAUUGCCAUUGCCAAUACGCUUUUUAAUAAGACUAUUGGACCGGCUAAUAGGCGGUGACGAUCGAGAAAAGAUAUAAAUUCUAGUGUUUUUUCUGGAUUAAAUAUACAAUUGUGAUUUGAUUUUUUAACUUUUGAUGCUUUUUUGCAGACAUUAUUUAAGACUGUUCACUACUCCUGCUUUCUUAAUGGUUCAUGCCAUCAAUGAAAACAGGCAUAUAAUUCUUGACUGGUAUUACUAAACAAGGUCUUAUUUUAAAGACGAAGAUUUAAUCUACGGCGUCAUUCCUGGCCUGAAUUUUGAAGAAGCUUUAUUUUCUUUGAAAAAAAAUUGUGUUAAAAAUGGUAUUUUUCGUGAACAGUUUAAGCACAAAUAAAAACUUUUUUCAAAAAUUUGAAAUCAAUACGCCAUAGAUUAAACUUUCAUCUUCAAAAUGAAACCAUGUCCAUUAAAAAUGUUCAAGAAUUAUUUCUGUUCUCAUUGAUAGUAUAAAUGCUCUUUUCGACAUUUUUCUCAAACAAAAAGUUUGAUAUUGUGGUAUCCCACGAAAUUUGCGACAAAAGAAUAGUUAUACACGCUUGAAUGGUGUAUGUUUGAUAUCUCUAAAAUAGUGAUUGACUGCUUGAUUGUACGCAA